GAGAAAGGACUGCUGGAACCAGGUUUGCAGGAGGAGCAGAAGAGAAGAGAGAGCUGAGGCAGAAGAGAGUCAACAGACGAAGCUGCUGUACCUGAACAGCAUCUGCAGCACAGAUUCAACCAUGUUGUGGUUUCUGGUGAUGACCUGUGCGCUCUGCAUAGGGAGACACGCUGCAGCAGGACAGAGAGAUGGAGAAAUUAUUAGUCAGAUUAAAAUGACGAACCUUGCACUGGCUGAGAUUAAAGAGCUUCUGAAACAACAGAUAAAAGAGAUAGUAUUUCUGAAGAACACAGUGAUGGAGUGUGAAGCGUGUGGGAUGGGAGGAAUGCAUCCUCGUCCGUCCUGUGUACCCAACCCCUGCCACCCAGGUGUGAAAUGUACAGUCACACCUCAGGGUAUAAAGUGUGGACACUGUCCUGACGGCAUGGAGGGCAACGGUACCCACUGCACCGAUGUGGAUGAGUGUACUGUGAUGCCAUGUCACAUGGGUGUGCGCUGCAUAAACACCUCCCCAGGUUUCCGCUGUGGUUCCUGUCCUGCUGGAUACACCGGCCCCCAGGUCCAGGGUGUUGGCCUCGCAUACGCCACGGCCAACAAACAGGUGUGCAAAGACAUCAAUGAGUGUGAAGGACUCAACAAUGGGGGCUGUGUGGUGAACUCAGUCUGCAUGAACACCCCUGGCUCAUUCAGGUGUGGUCCAUGUUUGGCGGGCUACGUUGGAGAUCAGCGACGUGGCUGUAAGCCGGAGAGAGCCUGUGGGAAUGGCCAACCCAACCCCUGCCACGCCAGCGCUGAGUGCAUCGUCCACCGAGAGGGUAUAAUCGAGUGUCAGUGUGGAGUCGGAUGGGCUGGCAACGGCUAUCUCUGCGGGCCUGACAUUGACAUUGAUGGUUUCCCUGAUGCGAAACUGGACUGUCCUGAGAGUAACUGUAACAAGGAUAACUGUCUCACUGUGCCCAACUCUGGUCAAGAAGAUGCCGAUGGUGAUGGGAUUGGAGAUGCCUGUGAUGACGAUGCAGAUGGGGAUGGGAUCCCUAACACACAGGAUAACUGUGUGUUGGUGCCCAAUGUGGACCAGAAGAACAUUGAUGAGGACGACUUUGGCGACGCCUGCGACAACUGCCGUGCCGUCAAAAACAACGACCAAAAAGACACGGAUGUGGACAAAUACGGUGAUGAGUGUGAUGAAGACAUUGAUGGGGACGGAAUCCCCAAUCACCUGGACAACUGCCAAAGGGUUCCCAACGCUGACCAGAAAGAUCGUGAUGGAGACAAAGUGGGAGACGCCUGCGAUAGCUGUCCUUAUGUUCCAAACCCUGACCAGACCGAUGUGGACAACGACUUAAUUGGAGACCCCUGCGACACCAACAAGGACAGUGACGGUGACGGUCACCAAGACUCUAGGGACAACUGUCCAGCCGUCAUCAACAGCUCCCAGCUGGACACCGACAAGGACGGCAAGGGAGACGAGUGUGAUGAUGACGAUGAUAACGACGGCAUCCCAGACUUGUUACCACCUGGUCCUGAUAACUGCCGUCUGAUACCCAACCCUCUGCAGGAGGACUCUAACGGUGAUGGCGUGGGUAAUGUAUGUGAGAGGGAUUUCGACAACGACACGAUCAUUGACACCAUCGAUGUUUGUCCGGAAAACGCUGAGGUCACCCUCACCGACUUUAGGGAGUACCAGACCGUCGUUUUAGAUCCGGAGGGAGACGCACAGAUUGACCCCAACUGGGUGGUGCUGAACCAGGGAAGAGAGAUUGUCCAGACUAUGAACAGUGAUCCUGGCUUGGCUGUUGGUUACACUGCUUUCAGUGGUGUGGAUUUUGAAGGGACGUUUCAUGUAAACACGGUAACGGACGACGACUACGCAGGAUUCAUCUUCGGGUACCAGGACAGCUCCAGUUUCUACGUGGUGAUGUGGAAGCAGGUGGAACAGAUCUACUGGCAGGCAAACCCGUUCAGAGCUGUGGCAGAACCAGGCAUCCAACUCAAGGCUGUCAAGUCAAACACGGGUCCAGGUGAAAACCUGAGGAACGCCCUGUGGCACACCGGCGACACGAGUGACCAGGUCAAACUCCUGUGGAAAGACGCUCGCAAUGUUGGCUGGAAGGACAAAACUUCUUACCGCUGGUUCCUCCAACACCGACCCGCUGACGGCUACAUCAGAGUUCGUUUCUACGAGGGUCCUCAGAUGGUGGCGGACACAGGCGUCAUCAUCGACACCACAAUGAGAGGAGGUCGUCUAGGAGUCUUCUGCUUCUCACAGGAGAACAUCAUCUGGGCCAACCUGCGUUAUCGCUGCAACGACACUCUUCCCGAGGACUUUGACACCUACAGAGCACAGCAGGUCCGGCUGGCGGUCUGACAAGCCAAAGGGAAUUCUAGGGAACACUUUCCAACGCACAACUGGGAUCAGAAAUAAAAUCAUCACAUUGCAAACAUUUAUGAAAAUGCUGAAAUCUCCCCACGUUUAACAAAAAAACUGAUUGGCUCUGUGACAGGAGAGGAAACUCCACAGCAGUAAAAACUUAUAUAAUAAUAAUAUUAAUAAUAAUAAUAAUAAUAAUAAUAAUAAUAAUAAUGAUAUGACACAAACUGUGUAAUUGUUGCUAAAAAAUAAUUUUGCUAUAUUGUCUACUGUAUAUUUACAUUUCAAUUUAUACUUUUGAAAGAAGAACUAUUGCAAAGAUUUAACUGUUACUAAUGAAUAAAUGUGGAUUUUGGUAAAUGAUGUGCACUAUCUGGAUGAAUUUAAAGUCCACUGGUGUGACGUGACCAUUUACUAUGUCCAUAUAGACGACUGUGCAUAUUAAAAAAAUACUCAUUCUAGUGUCUCACCAAUAAUAAAAAAUAAUAGCUUAUCACCAA
Molecule: messenger RNA, 2871 nt
Organism: Dicentrarchus labrax (European seabass)
Lineage: Eukaryota; Metazoa; Chordata; Actinopteri; Moronidae
Gene: comp
Product: cartilage oligomeric matrix protein
Exons: 19
Coding region: 122-2368 (748 amino acids)
Biological process (GO): cell adhesion
Cellular component (GO): extracellular region
Molecular function (GO): calcium ion binding
Source: RefSeq, a predicted model, not a curated record